Clunio marinus is the source of this 516-nucleotide messenger RNA. Lineage: Eukaryota; Metazoa; Arthropoda; Insecta; Diptera; Chironomidae. The record is from the annotation of a GenBank genome assembly.
AUGGAAGUCAUACAAAACAAGUCAUUUUUUGACUUUCAACAUUCUCUUGAUAAGACCGAAAACAAUAUUUAUGUUUUAAGCUUCAAUGCAACAGUUUUAGUGAAGUUUCAAAAUAUAUUUCUAAGAAACUACAUAAAUGUUCUAAAUGCCAAUGGAAAAUACGUGCCUUUUAUUGGAGGAGGUGUAGCUGAUUUAUGCAAGUAUCUCAACAAUCGAAAAGGAAAUAAAUUUAUGCGCGUAUUGGUAUCAAAAUUUAAAGGUUCCAACAACUUUGCAACAUCUUGUCCUAUUGAGCCAGGAGUAUAUCACGCAGAUGAUAUAAUAUUUGACGGAAAUAGUUUCAUAACUCAGUUCAUUCCAGAUGGGAAACUAAUGGCUGCAGUAGAGUUAGGCACAAAAAUCAAUGGCAAAAUGAAUUAUUUUUUCAAAACUGAAUUAUACUUAAACUUGAUGGAUCCCAUGAAAUGGGAAAAAGAGCGAUCCAGAAAUGAUUCUCAGAAGGGGUCAAAAGUUUAA